Prorocentrum cordatum is the source of this 7794-nucleotide messenger RNA. Lineage: Eukaryota; Dinophyceae; Prorocentrales; Prorocentraceae. The record is from the annotation of a GenBank genome assembly.
AUGGCCGCCCGCGGCGUUGUCGCCGAGGCAGCCAACGUGCCCGCCCAAGGCAUGAAGUCGCUCGGCGUCCACAUGUGCGUCGAGGGCAUGACGAGCGACGUGCUCGUUGCUGCGUGGGAUAGGGCGAAGAACUUGAAAAAGGCCACCCCCCUUGGCAAGCCGAAGAUCGACGGCAGUCUCGACCGCAAGGGCUCGGUGGACGUUUACGACCUGCCCGUCAAGCCAUGGAGCGCUCGCGGCAACGCCUCCAUAAAGUCCGUUGUCGACAUCGUCACUGACGUCAAAGACAUUAUGGCAGAAGGCAAGUACAAGGAAUUGCCGCCGCCGCCGUUCUGCUUCAGCGACCCGGAGGCAGAGCCCCCUUGCACGAUGAAUCUUGCCGUCGCACAGAGAGUCGCAGACGGACUCCCAAUCGUCGUGAAGUGGAUUCAGUUCAUUGGCGGGGAGAAGAGCCCCUUCGUGAGGGACAGCAUUAUCCGCGGCAACAUGCACGUUUUGGACUGGCGCAAGGACGUGUUCAACUCUGCCCGCACGAUGCAGAUCCUGUUCGAACGCCUCGGUGGUGUCCAAGCGCGAUACUGGGAGUUCGUGAGCGCGCCCGCGCCCAGAGCUGGCGGCGGCGACGUUGACGUCGAUCAGAAGAAGAAGGAGCUCUCGGCGGGCAUCCAGCACAUUAAGGACGAAGCCCCACGCACAAAUGCUGACUGCGAACAGCUGGAGUGGGUAGAGUGCGAGCUGGUGGACCCUUCGUCGCCAAUUCACAACCUCAGGCGGGAGCUCAUCAACGCGGUCCUCAAGGUGCUGCGGGACCGCGACCAUUUCGCCAACAAGCUGGUAUACUACCCCAUCCUGCUCCCAGAUGUCCGCGAUGAGUACCAGGGCGCCAUGCGGCGCGCCAUGGAGAUGCUGGACACCAACACCGUCCUGUGCGUGGGCGAGGCGGGCUUCGGCAAAACGCCGUUCAUGAUGUCGAUGGCCAUGGCCAGCGCCAGGCACAACGCCGACGCGGAGAACAGGGCGACUGGCCGCGCCGACGCGGUGGCCGCCGUGCGGACAGCGCCCGACAUGGAUUUUUUCCGCGGUGAAGUCGGGCAGCGCUGGGUCCCUUGCAUCUUCGACGACGGUGACCUGGCGGAGCAGAGGCCCAAGGUGUUGAAAGCAUUCUUCGACACCACUCAGGCGGAGGCCAUGACGUACGUCAGGUGGGGGGCGGCGAAAUUCGUCCGCGGGCAGGCCCGCUUCGGCGGGGAGAACGAAUACGACGCCAGCGCAGCGCCGACAGCUACGCAGUGGGCGCUGGCAUCCACAGGCGCCGACGCCGCCCAGAAGACGACCGCCAUCCUGACCGACAUGCUCAAGCCAACGUUCCCGAAGAACUUCUCGCCGAGCAAUGUCGGCGCUAUGCUGAAACGCUGCACCGUGUUCUUGAACACUCCGACUGACAUGUUCUUCAGGCUCGCUGGCACCGAGAGCCGCGUGGAAAAGCUCCCGUUGAUGGAUGGGUACCUCAAGCCCGAGGCGGGCAAGAUGCUGCGCUCCUACUUGGCCCGCGGGGUCAUGCGCGACGAGGAGGAGUUCGACAGGGUCAUGGCUUACGAGAAGAAGAUGGUCAUGGAGAUCAUGGCAAAGCGCGGCGUCGAGUACGGCGUCCCCGCGGAGGAGGACCCGUUCGGCUUGGGCGGCUCCAUGAUCGGCGAGCAGGCGGAGGCGCCCGCGGCCGCCCCUGUCGUGCCGACGGCGCCGAUUAAGCGGGAGCCUUCCAAUGUCUUCAGCCGCAACUUGCGCCAGAACGGGCCCGUCGAGAUCGACCUCUGCAGCCCCUCCCCGUUGAAGAAGAAGGUGAAGUUCGAGUCGGGCACCGUCCCGCUGCAGAAGGUGAAGCUCGAGCCAGGCUCCAGCGACGCGGUGGGGCAGGACGAGUUCGGGCAGAAGCCGCCGAAGCCGCGCAAGCUCUCCCUUGUCUUGGGGGACAUCAUGGCUCAUGAGCUGAACGGCGCGGCGGGGCUCUCGCCAGACUCUGACGUCGCGACGGAGCAGGGCGCCGUGUCACUCACCCAGGCUCUGGAGGAGGUCGUGGAUCAGGAGCUGAGCCGCGCGGCGGGCCGCGGCGGCCCGUCGAGCAGCAGCGGCGGCGGCCGCGCGGUUCAGUUUGAGGCGGGCGUCGACUCGCUCGCGUACCAUCGCGAGUGGUGUUCGCUGAAGUACCAGGCCUUCCAGGAGUUGCUUCCCCUGUGGCAGGCGCGUUCUCUGCUGCAUGACGAUGUCCGUGCGCGCGUCGCCUCUUUCCUGGUCCCCACUGAGCCGUCGUGGACGUGGAUUCCACGGGCGGCGCUGGUCCGCGCGGACAACGACCCUGUGCUGCCGUACGUCUGCUGCUUAGCGAGCAUGGAACUCCUCCACUGGAUGCGCCCCGCCGCGUUGGCGGUCGGCUUCCCCGCCGACGCCGUGCCCGCCUCGCAGGAGGGCGCGCGGCUGCGGGUCAAGUGGCGCUUGAUGGAGAUGCAGAUGUAUUGCAUCUACGACGAGCUGGAGGACGUCAGGGCGAAGAUGGCGACGCUCGACAAGACCAUCGAAGGGCUGAGCCGCAUGCGGCCGCGGGCGACGUGGGGGAUCAGGCGCGCCUGCCCGUUCCUGGCCAGGGUCGUCGGCCAGAGCCGCGCCAUGGCGCCUGGGCGCGUCUUCCCUGCGCCUAAGCGGGGCAAGGCGCGCGCUGUCCUCAAGACGGGGAAGCCCAAGCGGAAGGCCCCGAAGCACGCGGGAAAGACAACGGCGAAAAAGACGGCGCCAAACCAGAGUGCGAGGAAGGUGCCUUACGUGCGGCACGGCAAGAGAACUUGCACGUCCAGGCCGGAGCGCGUUGCUUUCAAGAGGAACGUGUUCGAUUUCAUACGCGCAAGUGACCGCGAGAUCGUCGACAUGUUGCUCGAGGACCAGGUCUUGGAGAAUUUGGAAGGCCAGACGUGCUCUUUCUGCACGAAAGGGACCCUCGGCCCCCUGAAGGACGUCCAGGGCCGUGGACCGCGGUACCGCUGCAACCACAAGGGUUGCCAGAAGUUCUCCUUGCCCCAGAGCGGGCACAUGGUCUUCAGCAGCGGCUCUGGCGUUGCCGCGGUGCCCUUGCAGGAACAGUCUGCCGUGCUUUUCGCUGUCGUGAACAACGCCCCCCUUGCCAAGAUCCAUGCGCUCACGGGCAAGAACCACAAGGCGAUCGAGAGCAUGAGCAAGUUCAAUGAUGCGUGCCGAAAGAGCGACGUGCAGCAGCAGGAGAAACUGAUUUCUUUCGGAGGAAAGGGGCGGACGUGGAAAGAUGUCGAGGCCGAUGAGGUCGACCUCAGGGGCGAUCUACUGCCUGAUCACGCGGAGCGAGCUGAGAACGAGCGGGUCCAGUGGGAGCAGUGGGGCGGUGUCAUCGAAAGAGGCAAUCGCAAGACAUUGGUGUUGACGCGCCUCAAGCCAAGCCUCACCAAGCAGAGGGCGCCAGGCCCAGGCGCGAUACGCUUGCCUGAUUGGACGCCGUUCGCUCACAAGAACUUGAGCAACAGGAACGUUGUGCUCCACGCGGACGGGGCAAAAACGUACAAGGUCAAGGUCGAGGGGAUGCUCCACGACCACGUCGUGCACCAGAGGAAGCGGCUCGUGAAGAAUGGCAAGCCCGUGAAGAAAAACGGCCGCCAGGUGUGGGUGAAACCCACGUACGCCAAGAAGUUUCAGCAUAAACUUCCUGGUGGACGAGUCCUCAAGUGCAAAGGCGGGACCCAGAUCAUCGACAGGUUCUGGCAGCACUUGCGCGGCUUCAUCAAGACCAGGAAGAGCACCGUUGGCUCGGCGUCCGCCGCUCCUGCGGGCAACAGGCGCGCUGACGUUGACACCCUCCCCUGCAAGGCUUCCAAGCGAUGGCCGCCCGCGGCGUUGUCCCGCGGCAUGGCCGCCCGCGGCGUUGUCGCCGAGGCAGCAAACGUGCCCGCCCAAGGCAUGAAGUCGCUCGGCGUCCACAUGUGCGUCGAGGGCAUGACGAGCGACGUGCUCGUUGCUGCGUGGGAUAGGGCGAAGAACUUGAAAAAGGCCACCCCCCUUGGCAAGCCGAAGAUCGACGGCAGUCUCGACCGCAAGGGCUCGGUGGACGUUUACGACCUGCCCGUCAAGCCAUGGAGCGCUCGCGGCAACGCCUCCAUAAAGUCCGUUGUCGACAUCGUCACUGACGUCGACGCCGCCGAGAUGGCCGCUGUGGACUGGGCCAAGGUCAAAGACAUUAUGGCAGAAGGCAAGUACAAGGAAUUGCCGCCGCCGUUCUGCUUCAGCGACCCGGAGGCAGAGCCCCCUUGCACGAUGAAUCUUGCCGUCGCACAGAGAGUCGCAGACGGACUCCCAAUCGUCGUGAAGUGGAUUCAGUUCAUUGGCGGGGAGAAGAGCCCCUUCGUGAGGGACAGCAUUAUCCGCGGCAACAUGCACGUUUUGGACUGGCGCAAGGACGUGUUCAACUCUGCCCGCACGAUGCAGAUCCUGUUCGAACGCCUCGGUGGUGUCCAAGCGCGAUACUGGGAGUUCGUGAGCGCGCCCGCGCCCAGAGCUGGCGGCGGCGACGUUGACGUCGAUCAGAAGAAGAAGGAGCUCUCGGCGGGCAUCCAGCACAUUAAGGACGAAGCCCCACGCACAAAUGCUGACUGCGAACAGCUGGAGUGGGUAGAGUGCGAGCUGGUGGACCCUUCGUCGCCAAUUCACAACCUCAGGCGGGAGCUCAUCAACGCGGUCCUCAAGGUGCUGCGGGACCGCGACCAUUUCGCCAACAAGCUGGUAUACUACCCCAUCCUGCUCCCAGAUGUCCGCGAUGAGUACCAGGGCGCCAUGCGGCGCGCCAUGGAGAUGCUGGACACCAACACCGUCCUGUGCGUGGGCGAGGCGGGCUUCGGCAAAACGCCGUUCAUGAUGUCGAUGGCCAUGGCCAGCGCCAGGCACAACGCCGACGCGGAGAACAGGGCGACUGGCCGCGCCGACGCGGUGGCCGCCGUGCGGACAGCGCCCGACAUGGAUUUUUUCCGCGGUGAAGUCGGGCAGCGCUGGGUCCCUUGCAUCUUCGACGACGGUGACCUGGCGGAGCAGAGGCCCAAGGUGUUGAAAGCAUUCUUCGACACCACUCAGGCGGAGGCCAUGACGUACGUCAGGUGGGGGGCGGCGAAAUUCGUCCGCGGGCAGGCCCGCUUCGGCGGGGAGAACGAAUACGACGCCAGCGCAGCGCCGACAGCUACGCAGUGGGCGCUGGCAUCCACAGGCGCCGACGCCGCCCAGAAGACGACCGCCAUCCUGACCGACAUGCUCAAGCCAACGUUCCCGAAGAACUUCUCGCCGAGCAAUGUCGGCGCUAUGCUGAAACGCUGCACCGUGUUCUUGAACACUCCGACUGACAUGUUCUUCAGGCUCGCUGGCACCGAGAGCCGCGUGGAAAAGCUCCCGUUGAUGGAUGGGUACCUCAAGCCCGAGGCGGGCAAGAUGCUGCGCUCCUACUUGGCCCGCGGGGUCAUGCGCGACGAGGAGGAGUUCGACAGGGUCAUGGCUUACGAGAAGAAGAUGGUCAUGGAGAUCAUGGCAAAGCGCGGCGUCGAGUACGGCGUCCCCGCGGAGGAGGACCCGUUCGGCUUGGGCGGCUCCAUGAUCGGCGAGCAGGCGGAGGCGCCCGCGGCCGCCCCUGUCGUGCCGACGGCGCCGAUUAAGCGGGAGCCUUCCAAUGUCUUCAGCCGCAACUUGCGCCAGAACGGGCCCGUCGAGAUCGACCUCUGCAGCCCCUCCCCGUUGAAGAAGAAGGUGAAGUUCGAGUCGGGCACCGUCCCGCUGCAGAAGGUGAAGCUCGAGCCAGGCUCCAGCGACGCGGUGGGGCAGGACGAGUUCGGGCAGAAGCCGCCGAAGCCGCGCAAGCUCUCCCUUGUCUUGGGGGACAUCAUGGCUCAUGAGCUGAACGGCGCGGCGGGGCUCUCGCCAGACUCUGACGUCGCGACGGAGCAGGGCGCCGUGUCACUCACCCAGGCUCUGGAGGAGGUCGUGGAUCAGGUUCAGUUUGAGGCGGGCGUCGACUCGCUCGCGUACCAUCGCGAGUGGUGUUCGCUGAAGUACCAGGCCUUCCAGGAGUUGCUUCCCCUGUGGCAGGCGCGUUCUCUGCUGCAUGACGAUGUCCGUGCGCGCGUCGCCUCUUUCCUGGUCCCCACUGAGCCGUCGUGGACGUGGAUUCCACGGGCGGCGCUGGUCCGCGCGGACAACGACCCUGUGCUGCCGUACGUCUGCUGCUUAGCGAGCAUGGAACUCCUCCACUGGAUGCGCCCCGCCGCGUUGGCGGUCGGCUUCCCCGCCGACGCCGUGCCCGCCUCGCAGGAGGGCGCGCGGCUGCGGGUCAAGUGGCGCUUGAUGGAGAUGCAGAUGUAUUGCAUCUACGACGAGCUGGAGGACGUCAGGGCGAAGAUGGCGACGCUCGACAAGACCAUCGAAGGGCUGAGCCGCAUGCGGCCGCGGGCGACGGUCGUCGGCCAGAGCCGCGCCAUGGCGCCUGGGCGCGUCUUCCCUGCGCCUAAGCGGGGCAAGGCGCGCGCUGUCCUCAAGACGGGGAAGCCCAAGCGGAAGGCCCCGAAGCACGCGGGAAAGACAACGGCGAAAAAGACGGCGCCAAACCAGAGUGCGAGGAAGGUGCCUUACGUGCGGCACGGCAAGAGAACUUGCACGUCCAGGCCGGAGCGCGUUGCUUUCAAGAGGAACGUGUUCGAUUUCAUACGCGCAAGUGACCGCGAGAUCGUCGACAUGUUGCUCGAGGACCAGGUCUUGGAGAAUUUGGAAGGCCAGACGUGCUCUUUCUGCACGAAAGGAACCCUCGGCCCCCUGAAGGACGUCCAGGGCCGUGGACCGCGGUACCGCUGCAACCACAAGGGUUGCCAGAAGUUCUCCUUGCCCCAGAGCGGGCACAUGGUCUUCAGCAGCGGCUCUGGCGUUGCCGCGGUGCCCUUGCAGGAACAGUCUGCCGUGCUUUUCGCUGUCGUGAACAACGUCCCCCUUGCCAAGAUCCAUGCGCUCACGGGCAAGAACCACAAGGCGAUCGAGAGCAUGAGCAAGUUCAAUGAUGCGUGCCGAAAGAGCGACGUGCAGCAGCAGGAGAAACUGAUUUCUUUCGGAGGAAAGGGGCGGACGUGGAAAGAUGUCGAGGCCGAUGAGGUCGACCUCAGGGGCGAUCUACUGCCUGAUCACGCGGAGCGAGCUGAGAACGAGCGGGUCCAGUGGGAGCAGUGGGGCGGUGUCAUCGAAAGAGGCAAUCGCAAGACAUUGGUGUUGACGCGCCUCAAGCCAAGCCUCACCAAGCAGAGGGCGCCAGGCCCAGGCGCGAUACGCUUGCCUGAUUGGACGCCGUUCGCUCACAAGAACUUGAGCAACAGGAACGUUGUGCUCCACGCGGACGGGGCAAAAACGUACAAGGUCAAGGUCGAGGGGAUGCUCCACGACCACGUCGUGCACCAGAGGAAGCGGCUCGUGAAGAAUGGCAAGCCCGUGAAGAAAAACGGCCGCCAGGUGUGGGUGAAACCCACGUACGCCAAGAAGUUUCAGCAUAAACUUCCUGGUGGACGAGUCCUCAAGUGCAAAGGCGGGACCCAGAUCAUCGACAGGUUCUGGCAGCACUUGCGCGGCUUCAUCAAGACCAGGAAGAGCUCCGUUGGCUCGGUGUCAUUGAACGCCAGGGUCCGAUCGGCCCAGUGGGCGUACUGGCAUGCCAACGAGGACCUGUGGCUGGAGACUGGCAAGAUGUUCAGCCGCUUGAGGGGGAAGUAG